CCACUUCUCUAUUUAAAAAUCAUCUCUUUCUCUGAUCCUUCUCUCUCUCUCUUCCUCUCUUAUGGCUUCCUCUUCAGGCAACUUAAGUAGUUCUAUAAAUUCUCAAACAAACUUCUCUUUCUCAACCCAGUUUGUUACUUCUAACUCUUCCACUGGUACAACAACUCAUCUUCUGGCCAAUAACAACUGUAGAGACAUGAACAGUAUAAAUGAAGAGAGGGCAACAACUAGCUGGGGACCUUAUGCCCACGUAUCUAAUAAUAGCAUAGGUGGUGAAAUUCCAAAAUUCAAAUCAACUCCACCUCCUUCACUACCAUCUCCUACACCAGUUUCUCCAUCUUCUUUUUUAGCAAUUCCACCUGGUUUAAGCCCUGCUGAGCUCCUGGACUCCCCCAUGCUUUUCUCUGACUCUAGUUUUCUGUCAUCUCCAACUACGGGUGCAUUUGCUGGUCAAACUUUCAACUGGAGGACUAAUUCUGGUGACAUGGCCCAAGAGAAAAGCUACAAUGAUUUCUCAUUUCAACCCACCCAGGCAAGACCUCUUACUACAGUAUCCUCGUCAAACUUCCAGUCGUCUUCAAAUGUUGUUUCUGUGGAAUCCGUGAAAAGACAAGAAGAAUUCAGCAAACCCACAACCCAGACAGGCUUCUCCUCGGACAAGACAGGUGUGAAAACAGAGUUUGCACCAGUUCAAAGUACCCCAUUCCAGACAAAUAUGCAGGGCACCUCUGCUCCUCAGUCUGGUUAUGGACAUUCCACUAUCCGAGAACAAAGAAGAGCAGAUGAUGGAUAUAGUUGGAGGAAAUAUGGACAAAAGCAAGUGAAAGGAAGUGAGAAUCCGCGUAGCUAUUACAAGUGCACACACCCAAAUUGUCCAACAAAGAAAAAAGUGGAGAGUUCUUUAGAUGGGCAGAUCACUGAAAUAGUCUAUAAAGGAAAUCACAACCAUCCUAAGCCUCAGUCUACCAGAAGAUCAAACUCUAACUUGGUUCAACCAUCUGUGAGUACCAAUUCAGGAUUCUCUGAUCAAUCAGGGAAAACACUAGGCAAUACACAAGUGGAGACUAUCAGGAUGCAGGAUGAUUCUUCGAUAUCUAUCGGAGAGGAUAACUUCGACCAUGAUUCACCAAUUAGCAACUCAGUAGGAAAUGAAGAUGAAAGUGAACCCAAUGGCAAAAGAUGGAAGGGAGAGAAUGAAAAUGAUGUCAUCUUAGCUUGUGGGAGCAGAACUGUUAGAGAGCCUAGAAUUGUAGUUCAAACGACGAGUGAUAUUGACAUACUCGAUGAUGGGUAUAGAUGGAGAAAAUAUGGACAAAAGGUUGUAAAAGGAAACCCAAAUCCAAGGAGCUACUACAAAUGCACAUCGAGUGGUUGUCCGGUGAGGAAGCAUGUAGAGCGCGCCUCACAUGACAUGAGGGCUGUGAUCACCACAUAUGAAGGCAAGCACAACCAUGAUGUUCCCGCAGCGCGUGGCAGUGGAUACACCAUGAAUAAGCCACCAAUAAAUACCAACAGCAGCAGUGCCCCCAUGCCUAUAAGACCCUCUGCCAUCGCCAAUCAUUCUAACCACACAAGUUUUCCCAAUUCUCUCAACACCACAAAGGCAAUACCAACUUCAUCAAGUCAGUCACCAUUUACACUAGAAAUGCUGCAAAGUCCAGGAAGUUUUGGAUUCUCAGGAUUUGGAGAGCUUACUGGAAAUUAUAUGAGUCAAGAGCAACAACCGGAGGGUAUGUUUUUUGGAGCCAAAGAAGAACCGAAGGAUGACAAUUUUUUUGAGUCUUUCCUAAGAUUAAACAACUAACUUAUGGAACACCUAGGAUCAAGGAUUGAUGUCAAACAGAUUCGUUCUUCUAGUUUAUAUCUCCGUAGUUAUUGGUAGAAGGGAUCUUAAAGUAGAAUAGUCACAAUUUUUUGAUUUUUUUCAAGCUCCCUGUAAGUCUUGAUAAUCCAGGCCUCUUUCAUCUCCACGCUGUUAUAGAAGUAGAAUAAAGUGGAAUGAGUUCAAUGAUUUCAGAACAAAUGUUCAUUUGCUUUGUUGACACUCCUGUUUAAUUGUCUAUUAUUCAUUUAUUUUAGUUAUCCCAAGCCAUUUUUGAGAUUA
Molecule: messenger RNA, 2104 nt
Organism: Tripterygium wilfordii
Lineage: Eukaryota; Viridiplantae; Streptophyta; Magnoliopsida; Celastrales; Celastraceae
Product: probable WRKY transcription factor 33
Exons: 5
Coding region: 62-1804 (580 amino acids)
Biological process (GO): regulation of DNA-templated transcription
Molecular function (GO): sequence-specific DNA binding; DNA-binding transcription factor activity
Source: RefSeq, a predicted model, not a curated record